AUGCGGCUCUCGGCCCUGCUGAGCGCGGCACGGCCGCGGCUGCCCCCGGGCUACCGGCACGGCAUGUGGCCCCCCGAGUCCAUGGCCGCCCGGCUCCGCAACCCCCCGGGGCAGCGCCGCCGCAAGGUCUUCGUGGAACCCAUCGCCAAGGACGACUGGAAGGUGUUCAAGGGUGACACGGUCCAGGUCCUGGUCGGGAAGGACGCGGGGAAGCAGGGAAUGGUCACCCAAGUGGUGCAAGCUCGCAACUGGGUGGCGGUGGAAGGACUGAACACGCACUAUCGCUACGUCAACCGCACAGCCAAGUACUCCGGGACCUACAUCGCCAGCGAGGCACCCCUGCUGCUCAGCCAGAUCUCCCUGGUGGACCCUGAGGACCGGAAGCCGACAGAGGUGGAGUGGCGGUACACGGAGGAGGGCGAGCGUGUCCGCGUGUCACUGCGCAGCGGCCGCAUCCUGCCCGUGCCCCCGCAGCCACGCGAGGAUGGCAUCGUCCCUGAGCAGUGGAUCGAUGGCCCCAAGGACACGUCGGAGGAAGAUGCGCUGGCAAAGACGUACCGGCCAUCCCUGAAGACCUUUGAGGAGGAGAUCAUGGAUGCCAUGGGGAUCGUGGAGACACGCCGGGCCAAGAAAUCCUACUGGUAUUAACUGGGGGAGCCAGAAGCCCCCUGAGCCGGGCUCUGCAAUAAACACCCCCCCUUGAUUUUC
This is a messenger RNA of Sturnus vulgaris (Common starling), 708 nucleotides long. RefSeq names its product mitochondrial ribosomal protein L24 (gene MRPL24). The record is from RefSeq and is a predicted model, not a curated record. Gene Ontology annotation, molecular function: structural constituent of ribosome; RNA binding. NCBI's taxonomy places the organism in Eukaryota, Metazoa, Chordata, Aves, Passeriformes, Sturnidae. Gene Ontology annotation, biological process: translation. Gene Ontology annotation, cellular component: ribosome.